This is a messenger RNA of Stegastes partitus (bicolor damselfish), 714 nucleotides long. Its product is annotated as pterin-4-alpha-carbinolamine dehydratase 2. Bases 84 to 497 code for a protein of 137 amino acids. Lineage: Eukaryota; Metazoa; Chordata; Actinopteri; Pomacentridae. Gene Ontology annotation, molecular function: 4-alpha-hydroxytetrahydrobiopterin dehydratase activity. The transcript is spliced from 4 exons. Gene Ontology annotation, biological process: tetrahydrobiopterin biosynthetic process. The record is from RefSeq and is a predicted model, not a curated record.
AAAGUGUGAGAGGGCAGCAGAGAACAGGCGCAGAGCAGAGGAGGUGUAAGUGCAGAAAGAGGACAGCUGACUAAACGCAGGGUAUGUCUGGAUUAAUAUUUAGCCUGAGGACGAGCAGCUCAUGGCCCUGCAGCCGUGUGACCCGGCUGAGCAGCCUGAGGCUCUCCAGGAACAGCUCGUCCAAAAUGUCGUCAGACUCCCACUGGCUCUCCCCUGCAGACCGGGACCAGCUGGUGAUGGAGCUCCGAGCUGCAGGCUGGAUGGAGGUGGAGGACCGCGAUGCCAUCUUCAAAGAGCUUCACUUUAAAACCUUUAAUCAGGCAUUUGGCUUCAUGUCCCGGGUGGCUCUGCAGGCUGAGAAGAUGAACCAUCACCCCGAAUGGUUCAAUGUUUAUAAUAAGGUUCAGAUUACACUGACUACACAUGACUGUGGAGGGCUGUCAAAGCGGGACAUCAAAAUGGCAAAGUUUAUUGACAAAGUUGCACUUUCCAUGUAAUGUUUUUGUCUUUAGUUUAAAAGUUGAAUUCUGCUCCCUCACAGCUUUUCUACUUCCAGCCCUGUUCUUCUGCAAAUAGUUAUUCCUCAUGCAACAAAUGCAUUUUGUCUCCCACAUGCCUGCAUUUUUGAAAUAAAAUCUGUGAAAAUACAAAUUAUUUUGUUUACAGCAUAUUUUCUACAAACUUUCUGUGAAGAAUAAAGCUUUUGUGAAACCU